GUACUUACGCGUCAGGGUGGCAGGGCCUGUCAAUCAACAUGUUAAAUACACGACUUGACCUGCUCUCCGUCCUCGCCGGUCUUCCCUCACUCUUUUUCUUUCCACCAUCAUCUCCCCCUCAUUACUGCGAGCAUGAAGUACUCGUACUCGCCGUCGGCAGGCUUCUCGAGUACGCCGGUCCAUACUCGCGCGAUAUCGUUGAAUGUAGCACCGCCAACGAGCCAGUAUGCUAGCCCAACGGCCCAGUCUCCUUCUCCUCUAUCGCCUCCGUCUUCAUCUUCAAGCUCGUUUUAUGGCAACUUCGCCGGUUCCCAAUCACAACCAACACCUCCCCCAUCAUAUGCUCCACAAUUGCCUCCUCGAUCGCCAGAACACGACCGGAAAACGUCGACUGGCUACAUUCCCGUUAGCUAUGAUUCCUAUGGCGGCGGCGUUACACCUGAACAGUUUUACGGAAGCCUGAUCGACACGAGUGGGCGUCCGACAGCGAUCUUUUCUCGCGUUGCGGAUGCAUUCUUUUUCUGGUUGGACCAGUCUUGCGACAUUCACGGUCUGCGCGGCACUGGUAUGAUCGAGCCUGCCAAGUACGGCUGGAUGAUGGGCAAGUUGGGCUCAACACCUGAAGCACCAUACAUGCUCUCUUUCUACACCACGACUGGAAUUCCAUUCCGCUACAUCCAGACGCCCCAGGGGCAGGUUCCCGUCGUCGACCGGCGCGGUUGGCUGCACAUGGUCGUCUUCGAGGCGAAGGCGACUCCGCAGGAGUCGUACCAACACUGGGCGAAGAGCCUCACACUCCAAUCGGCGCGCAACUCGCGCGACUACCUGCCUUCAAAGGCCUCCUUAUGA
Phanerochaete carnosa HHB-10118-sp is the source of this 849-nucleotide messenger RNA. RefSeq lists its product as uncharacterized. The transcript has 3 exons. Bases 133 to 849 code for a protein of 238 amino acids. NCBI's taxonomy places the organism in Eukaryota, Fungi, Basidiomycota, Agaricomycetes, Polyporales, Phanerochaetaceae. The record is from RefSeq and is a predicted model, not a curated record.